GCAACUUUGAACCUCACCCCGCGAUUCAGCUUCCAACCACAACUUUUUGACCGCGGUUUAUAAUCUCGCCCAGAAAGCGCUGGCGAGUAUCAACAUAUUGAUGGAAGAAAUAGAAAAGUCAAGUAAUAAUAUCCCGGAGCGCAUCUUACCAUGACGAUGAUAGUUUUGGGCUUCCAUCCCGUUCCCUGAUGAUUUGCUCCGAUGCCCAACAGCACUGAAAUACUCGUCCACAUCUCGGCUCCCGGUACUAUAAACGAGGAUGCAAAUUACCGGGCUCAUGCAGAUGCAUAUUUUGGCUUCGAGCCGGUGUCAAGGGUUAGGAUUUAUCCUGAGUCUCCGAGCAGCGAAACUGGUACGGACGAAAUCGUUGAUGCUCCACACCAGACAACCCCGCAGGCCGAAGGCGAUGAUGCCCUUCACCUCGCAGAGCUAGAGGAACGAGGCCAAAGCGGAUCACAAAAUAUCCCUAAUAUUCUAUCUUCAGGGAAGAGUACAUCUUUGUCAUCGGCAUGGGGCCCAAGCUUCGGGGAAACGACAUGUGGGCUGUUGGACUUUCCGGAGAUCUCGAUUCGAAGAUCUUUUUCGCAGAGUGAUACAGAGAAUGUGAAUGAGAAUUCCUUUGUGACUACAAGUAUUAAUUCUCCUGAGGUCCCUGCUAUCAGCGGCGGCCGAAGCCUACAAUCAGCCAUUCCGAACUCUUCGUUUACCGAGACGCCGCCCAGCGAAGUUCCCGAUUCCCAGGCCUCCUUUCAAGCCAGCUGGGAUGUUGAAAGGGACAAUAGCCCGCCGAGACAUUCAGGACAGGUUAUUCAAAUAGGAAGAACACCAUUAGAGGCCCAGAGACCUCAGGCAAAACGACGCCGAAUCUCGGCUUCUCCAGAAUGCAUACCGUCUUCCAUUCCUCUUUCUUCAGCUACUCCUGCAUCAUCCGCAUCUGAGCUUCCAAAUACUUUACCAUCACAUCCGCAAUCACAGCCACAGCCGGAGCGUUACCAGGCGUUAGAUAACCCAGUAGCAACGGCACCGUCCGCAACCUUCGAGAGACUCUCGUCCUUGCCUCUUGAGAUCAACCCACCGCGACCCGUGCCUUCUUCAACCGCUCAAUUUACAACCCACAUCACGCCCACCCUCCAAAUGCUCACCAGCAAGCUCAAACUGUCCAGGGUUUAUAACCCGUCGCGACAGACGCGUCCCUUACGGACCCUGGAGCGCGGCUACUGGCUUCUGAACCUCACCAUCUCCGACUCCAUCACCAAUACCAACGGGAAUAAUAAGUACAGUAUAAAUGCGCCCCCCUGGGCUCCGCACAGCAUUGCCACACCCACCAGCAAGCCCUGGACCAGUAAACACUUCUUCGAUUUCUGGGACUUCCUUUCAAAAUUCAUCGCCGACGAUGGCCGCGCCGGCUGGGGCGUCUGGUGCAUUUGCGAACCACACCCCCACCCUCCUCCCUCCUGCUCGACGUGCUCUGCCUCCUCCUCCCUUUCACACUCUGUAAUCGACCUCACGUCUCCAGACCACAUCCAAUGUUCUGCGGAAACUGGAACCCAGUCUGAUCGACAAGAGGGCAGGGGAGGCCCGGGAGGAGCUGCUAACGCGAAACACGUCACGGUUAAAAUAUACACAUGGGGCGAAGUCGCGCCGCAUAUUUACUUAUUAAUGUAUCUUGCUAGUGAUAGAAGCGUGCGAAAAGUACCGGGUGUUCAGUGGAGGGAUGGAGCGGAGGAGCCGGUAAUUUUUAUGGAUUGAUUGGCGUUUCUUACCAAUUAUUAUGACGAUAUUCUUUAUACUUUAACAAGCAUCAAACGCUCGCUUACGCUCGCUUUGCUGCUUGCGCUGCCCCCUCUACCACCACCGCCUCUACCGCCCCGCAGCCCCCCCUACCACUUCCACUCUCUACCCCUACGCCCCCCUUACCACCCCUACCACCCCUUCCACUCUCUACCCCCAUAUCACCCCUACCCCCUCUACCACCACUACCACCUCUACUACCCCUAUCACCCUCUACCCCUACCACCCCCUUCUACCCUGUAUCACCCCUAUCACCAUUAUCAGAUUAAUCAGAGUCAUACAGGCCGCAGAGCUGGCUGUUCAAUCCCAUCCAUGAAUUCAAAGAGAUGCACAUGACAUCACACGAGAUCAUAUUACAGAGCAUUUAGCAGUGUAGACCAUGAACACAGAGAUCAAAAAUG
Molecule: messenger RNA, 2192 nt
Organism: Blastomyces dermatitidis ER-3
Lineage: Eukaryota; Fungi; Ascomycota; Eurotiomycetes; Onygenales; Ajellomycetaceae
Exons: 1
Coding region: 202-1749 (515 amino acids)
Source: RefSeq, a predicted model, not a curated record